AUGGUUUCUGUCAAGGACACACUUGGUCCCCUACCCUGGCCCUGCGUUCAAUGCGAAGAAGCGACUGACUUCGGAGAACCGGGAAGGUUCCUGGGGCUCGGGCGGGCUCCCCACCGCCGCCCGCUCCCAACGCUCCCGGCCCCUCCCCCCAAGGGAGCUCUCCAGCGCCUAACCCCCUUGGGCAUCCGUUAUGUACCCCCUGCUGAUGCAGCCUGGAAGCGGGCUCCGAGGCUGGGCGGGGCUGUUCCCAAGUUUUCUCUUCGACCCGGGGGGGACGGGGUGGGGGAAAUUUUCCCCCGGGGGCCCGGCCCCCCACCCGAUCUUUCUGGGUGGAGGGUGGCGAGCCCCGCGCGCGGAGACACGGGCGCGCGCGGGACCCGGGGCCGGGGCCGGGGCCGGGGCCGGGGCCGGGGCCGAGGCCGGGGCCGGGGCCGGGGCCGGGGCCGGGGCCGGGGCCGGGAGUGGCCCCCUGGCUCACCGUGGGUCCCGGGCGCUGGGGGUCUGCCGACGGCGUUCCCCUGGGCGGGACGGGCAGGCCUGACGGCCGCCUCGCCACCCCCGCGGAGGCUGCCCCCGCCGCUGCCCCCCCCGCGCUGGCAGCGGUUGCCCAGGGCAACGAAGUCGGGCGUGGGGGCGCAUUGUGCGGCCCGGAGCUGCGGCAGCGGCUCGGAGAACCAGAGCCCCGGGUCCCUCCGCGAGUGGCGGCCCCUCGGGGUGGGACUGCGGGGCCGGGGAGGCGGCUGCGGCCUGGGGGUGACUUGGGUCCGGCACCGGCGGCGCCGGGACGCGACCGUGGAGCGCUCCAGCGCGGCCAAGGAGUGGCGGCGCGGGGCCGGGCUUUAGAGUUGCCCAGGGCUGCCGAGGCCGGUGGGGAGGGAGGGAUGAGGGGAGGCCAGGCCGAACCGGGUCGGGCGGAGCCGCGCCGGGCCACGCCGGGCCACGCCAAGCCAGGAGUCCGAGGCUCCCGGCGGCGGUGGCGGCGGCGGCGGCGGCGGCGACGGCGGCGGUGGCGGCGGCGGCGGCGGCGGCUGCCGCGCUCAGUGUGAGCGGUGGACGCCCCGCGGACCGAGGUCCAUUGUGCGACACGGGGAGGGGGAGGGGGAGAGGGUGGGGAAGGGCGAGGGCGGCCGGCGGCCGCCAGGGCCUCGGCCACGGUCAAGGAGCAUUUCCGGCCCCAGCUCCGCUGCUGCGUUCGGCUCCCUCCCUGCCUUUCGGCAGAGGGCUGCGACCUGGCUUCCCAGAAGCGUCGCCCACUAAGGCUUGGGUUCUGAGCCCGUGCUGCGGGGGCCAGGUUCGCCUUCCCGGGACGGAGCCGGGCUGCUCCUGGAUGCGGGCCGGGGUGCCAGCGAGACAAAAUCGAAAGUCCCCCCCGGCCCUCCUCUCCACCUGGGGGUCUAUGAAGACAUAAUUCAUAGAAGUUAAUGGGGGGCGGGGCAUUAGCCCCGGGGGAGCGCUUUAUGCCGGCCGGCCGGCCUGACUCGAAGGUCAGCCAUCACAUCUCCCCCCUCCCUCCCACCGGGCCUCUCGCGCUCGGCUCGGCCAGGCGCUCGGCCAUUUCUCAGUGGCCGGUAGAAGGCUGGACUCCCGACCAGAAUCAAACUCACACCCCCCCCCCCUUCCACCACCUCGUGUUCUCCACUCUCCCUUCUCCCCCACCGUCCCGACACUGGGGACUCCACCUCCAUCUUGGUAUUCCCAAUAGAGUCUCCUUCACAUCCCUUCCCCGAUCUCUCCAAAGAAUUCAUGAACAGAGACACGGAAAAACUUCCCGGGAAGCCUGUCACCUCGUACUUUCUAAGAAAGGAAAGUCCAUUAACCUCGCCCCCCCCCCCUCCUGUCUACAGCUCUACAUCGCGCCCCAUCCCGCCUUUUGUCUUUCGGCCCGAGGCAGGCUGGCAGGCGGGAUGCCCAUGCAGAGGUGCCCAGAUUGGCCCUUUCGCUUGUCGGUCUCUCGCCCGCCCCGCCCCCACCCCUCAUCUUGACCUCAGGUCUCUCCAGGACCUUAACUGCCAGGGAACACCCUCAGGUCUCGGACGGCCGCCCCUCUUUGUCAGGUGUCCUUUCUUCCCAUUUUCUCUCCUUCCUGUUCUCUCAACCCCUGGCAUCCAGGUUUCCAGCUUCAUCACUCACCUGAAACUGCACUCCUCUCUGGAUUUCCUUGAGACUUCUUGUUAUCCCUAUAGAACAUAAGCUUCUUGAGGACAGGAACUGGCACAGAAGUGCCUGCACUUAAUAAAUGCCUGGUGGUAAAUUCAUUGUCUGGACUAUUGCAAGAGCCUGUCUCACUCCCUUGCUCAGGAAGCUCCACUCUGUCUCCACUGCUUCUAGGGUCAAGUAGAAGCCCCUGCUUGGAACGGAAAGCCCUUUAUGGGCUCCAGCUUCCAUCUUCCCAGGCCAGGACCCACCCCACCAGUUCCAGCCUGCUUUGGCCAAAGCCGCCCUUCCAUGCCCUAUCUGGAAGCAUUUGCACCAGCUGUCCCCCGAGCCUCCUCAGAGAGGCUCCACGUUCAGACCUCCUCCUCUGCUGGAAGGGGCCUGAUUUUCUCCACCCCAAAUGGCUCUCCAUUUCUUUUGUUAUCUGGAACCAGGUUUUAUCCCUCAUUAAGUGCAGGGACUGUCUCCCAUUGUUGGGACGGCAUCCUUGGCACCUAGUGGCACGGUGCCCGAUAACGGUUUAAGAAAUCACUGUGAGACUGUGUGAGCCUAGAAAGGCAGUGAGCCGAGGUGGGCAUGGAGAGAGAAGGCUGGAAGUGACAGUUUCUAGGGAGGAAAGAAUGCACAGAGCCCGACAAUGGACCCAAGAUGCGUCCAGGAUGAGGCCAAGCUUAGGAGGCUGGGGGUCAGAGAUGUGGAAAGGGAAGCUCUCCAUUCUAGACAGGUUGAGUUUCAGCAAACCAUUUCAGUAGUUCCGCAUCUGGCUGGUCAUCAAAGGGCUGGCCACCAGGGGAUGAAUCUUUUGGCCCCAGUCCCCUAGACUGUCUCAGGGGCUACGAUCUGGGAUGGCGGAGGGAGGACUCUCACCCACAAAACCAUGGACUCUUUUCAGCGAGCAGCAUUUAUUAUGAAAACAACGUGAAGAUACACCACAGCAGAAACAGGAAGGAAAUGAAACGUUUAUCUUGGAAAUGAUAAUCAUGCCCUGUUAGUGGGCUUUCUAGCUCAUAUGCAAAUAGGGGAAGGAGGAAAUUACUACUAAAUACAGAAGACAUCAUCCCCACAUUCUAAGCCAGUUACCAACUUUUUUAUGGGGCAGCUACUUCUCAGACUACUCCUACGAACACCCAUCUGGCUCUGAACUCAGAACCGACAAUAGGAGCAAGUGGAAAGGCUUUACCUUAAGUGGGGUAGCUCAUGCCUCAGUUCCCUAACACACUACAAGAAGUAACCAAAGGAACUAGAAGGAGGCCCCUCGAUUCUUAGGCUGAUGACUGACAUUUGGACAGAUCUCUGAGCCUUGAGUCCUGAUGACUUUGGGGUGGGACUCCGGGUUCCACAGUCAGAAACGUAACAAAUGUAGAGAACGCCUCAGAGCUUUGAAAGUCAGAACACUGAACUCGGGAUUCGUUUUCAAGACACCCCAACCAAAUAGGAAUCCUAAAAGCAAUUCCUUAUGUGCCUAAUCAGACACAAGGACAUGUUUAGGGCUUCAACAUGUAUUUGCUUUCUGGGGCCAACAAUAUCUGUGUCUUUUAGAAUUUUUUCAAGGCAGAAGAGCAGUACAGGCUAGGCAAUGGGGAUUAUGUGACUUGCCUAAGGUCACAUAGCUAGGAAGUGUCUGAGGCUUAUAGAACCAAUUAUAAGUUAUCUGAGAAAAUAACUGGCAAUAAGAAGUAAAUACAGCAAGUCUACUUAGAGAGUUGAUUUGGCACUCAAGGGGGCUCAUCUACAGGAGAUCCCAAGUCAAGUGCAGUUUUAAGGGGCCUUGGAAACUUCAGCCCCAUAAAUUUGACUGAUGACCAACCACUAGGCCCACACCAUGCAAAAAUCAAUCGCAAAGGGAGUAAUGGACUUCAUAAAGUGGGGGAAGAAAACUGUCACCAAGCCCUGAGGGGAACAUUCCAUAUCACAGCUGAGUAAGGAGUCAGGAAAAAGCUCCUUAUUGGAAUUAUUUCAUCAGCCUCAGGUUGCCAGGUGGCCACAAAGGAGAUGUGGGAACCUCCAUUCUUCCCUCAGGCUGGUGAACUGCCAGACACAGAAAGGAGAAGAGCCAAGGAGAACAGCUGUUGUGGGCUGGGAAAGGCCAGAAGGACAUUUGUACAGCCUUAAAGAAGACUUCAGAAAUGUCUCUUUAAACCUCUGCAUACUAGACAAGGAAGGAAGAUGGGCAGUCAAGACGGACUGUGGAACACUUAACCAAAUGGGAUCUUUGGGGGGAAAGGAAAACAUAGGAAGGGGAAGCUGCCUGAUAAAUCUAUUAUUCAUCAAGACCAAAGGGGAACUGUUUAUAAAAUUUUUUGGACUUUCCAAAAGAUCAUGAAAAAGUUCCACACCAAAGGCUGCCUAUCUGCUAAAAAAAUAAUAAUCCUGUGGACAUGGGGCUUAUCUCAGAUAGGGAACUGGCUUAAUGGCAAGAAACAGGCCAAUUAUAAACUGGAAUGUCCCUGCAAAGAGCUAUGCACACUGCGAAGUUUCUCACCAAUUGGGGUAGAACCGCUCCUUAUGUGUUUAUCAAUAGAUUGGAGGGGAAAGAGAAAACCUAGCAAGAUGUCCAGUCUGACAUCCCAAGCUGAAUGGGAUAAACUAUAUCAACAUCUUCCCAGUUUGUUCAGGAAUGUCAGAGAAAUCAUAUAUGGGCUCCAAUGUGGGGAAAAAACAAUCCAGACUAAAUGUGUAAGAUGGGCUCUGAGCUGUGAUGACCAAGAAUAAAACUGAGGGACGUGCCAGGGACCAUUUCCUACAGCCCUGAGUCCAGUACACGAGGACCAAGAAGAUGAUGGGAAACAACAUAGAAAAUGUUCUUUGUGCCCAGUCACACAGUGUCCUUCCCCAUCUGGAAUGCCAUGACUAGGAUAGGAGGGGGAGAGAAAGGGUGGGGGAAGGAGAGGGAGAGGAAGAGAGAGGAGGGAGAGAGAGGGGGGAGAGAAAGGGAGAAGGAAGGAAAGGGAGAAGAGAGGGGGAAGGAGAGAGAAGAGAGAGAGGAAGGGGAGAGAAAGGAGGGGAGAAUGAGAGGGAGAGGGGAGGGAAGGGAGGAAGAGGGGAAAGGGAGAGGAGAGAGGAGGGAGAGAGAGGGGGGAGAAAGGGAGAAGGAGAGGGGGAAGGAGAGAGGAGGUGGGGAGAGAAAGGAGGGGAGAAUGAGAGGGAGAGGGGAGGGGAGGGAGGAAGAGGGGAGAGGGAGAGGAGAGAGAGGGAGAGGAAGAGAGAGGGAGAGAGGGGGGAGAGAAAGGAGGGGAGAAUGGAGGGAGAGGAGGGGGAGAGAAAGGAGGGGAGAAUGAGAGGGAGAGGGGAGGGAAGGGGAGGGAGGAGGUAGGGAAGGGAAGGGAGGAAGAAGGGAAAGGGAGAGGAGAGGAAAUGGAGAGGGAGAGGAAGAGAAAGGAGAGAGAGGGGGGAGAGAAAGGGAGAGGGAAAGGAGUGGGAGAAGGAGAGAGAGGAGAGGGGGAAGGAGGGAGAGGAGAGAAAGGAGGGGGGGAGGAAGGAGGGGGAGAAUGAGAGGGGAGGGAGGGCAGAAGAGGGGACAGGGGAGGGAGGGGGAGAGGAGGGAGAGAGAGAGAGAGAGACACAGAGAGAGACACAGAGAGAGAGAGAGAGAGAGAGAGAGAGAGAGAGAGAGAGAGAGAGAGAGAGAGAGAGAGAGAGAGAGAGAGAGAGAGAUAGAGA
Molecule: messenger RNA, 5814 nt
Organism: Monodelphis domestica (gray short-tailed opossum)
Lineage: Eukaryota; Metazoa; Chordata; Mammalia; Didelphimorphia; Didelphidae
Source: RefSeq, a predicted model, not a curated record